Molecule: messenger RNA, 5090 nt
Organism: Ricinus communis (castor bean)
Lineage: Eukaryota; Viridiplantae; Streptophyta; Magnoliopsida; Malpighiales; Euphorbiaceae
Exons: 18
Coding region: 315-3971 (1218 amino acids)
Source: RefSeq, a predicted model, not a curated record
UUUUCAUUUUCCUGUUAGAGAGCUUGACUCCCACUCACCAAGGAAAGAAAAAAAAAGACAUGAUUUUUAGCGGUUGCCAGCUAAUACAAACCCCAUAAAUCUACGCAUUUACUUACAUCUAAUUCUCAAUUAUCUAUAUACUAAUCUCAAUCUUAACCCAUAACACAAUUCCAUACAAAUCAAAAAUCAGAACUUGUCUCCUUAACACAGCACAGAAAAUUGGAAUUGAAUCUGUAUUUCAAAUGUGGAACCCUAAAAAGAACUGAAAUCUUUAGAAGGAGAUUUUUUUUUUUCUUUUCACAUUAAUCUUUCAAAUGUCUUCUUCUACUUUUAGUCCGUCGCGUAAUAGUCCUGGAAGUUCUAGGUUACAGCUCCACCAGCUAGGCGGCGUUGGUGGAGGUGUUGGAAGCGCGUCUAGGUUAAGAUCUUCGUCUCUUAAGAAACCUCCGGAGCCUCUUCGUCGUGCCAUCGCUGAUUGUCUCUCAUCUUCCUCCGCUAAUGCUGCGGCCGCUGGUUCGCAUCAUGGAAAUACCUCCACCGAAGCUUCUAGGACUCUCCGGGACUAUCUGGCUUCACCUGCAACAGUUGACUUAGCAUAUUCUGUAAUUUUAGAACACACAAUUGCUGAAAGGGAGCGCAGCCCAGCCGUUGUUAAAAGGUGUGUGGAUCUUUUGAAGCGGUUCCUUAUACGAUGUAAACCAAGUGAGGAGACAUUACUUCAGAUUGAUCGGUUUUGUGUGCACACAAUUGCUGAAUGUGAUAUUAGCCCAAAUAGACAACUAUCACCAUGUUCACGAUCUUUGGUACAACAAUCUGUUGCAUCGACAACUUCUACAAAUUCUUCACCUUCCUUGCCUGUGUCCAGUUUUGCCUCUAGUUCAGAUGUAAAGUCAUUAACUUAUGUGCGGUCUCUAGUCUCUAAAUAUGUUCCAAAGCGGUCAUUCCAACCAGCUGGAUUUGCUGGAGCUCCUUCUGUAUCAAGACAGUCACUUCCAUCUCUUUCAUCUUUAUUGAGUAGAUCCUUCAAUUCCCAAUUAAGCCCAGCAAACAGUGGAGAAUCUUUGGAGAAGAAAGAUGUUACAAUUUUACCUAUUUCAAACUUGACAAAUAUUGAAAAAGUUGACGCAAGAGAGGACCAGGAUUAUAUAGCAGUUGAUGUUUUGAAAUGGCGUUGGGUUGGGGAACAUCCAUUGUCAUAUCUCACAACUGAAAACGGUCGUGUUGUGGAUCUUCAAGAUGUGAGCACACGUAAUUUCCUAGAACUAGGUGCUGCAGCUCUACUUGUAGGGGACAUGGAAGCGAAAAUGAAGGGUCAACUCUGGAAGUAUUUUGGAACUGCUGACAUGCCUUAUCUUGAUCAACUGUUGCAGCCCUCAUCAUUUACAACAAUUACCAACUCGGCUACUGCUCGCCCUCAUUUAAGAGCAAUAACGGCAUCCAAACGCAGUAAAGCAGGACCUCGCCAAAUUUGGGAUGAUUCUCCUGCAAGCACAUUUCGUCCACGUGCUCGACCACUUUUCCAGUAUCGUCAUUACAGUGAACAACAACCCUUACGAUUGAAUCCUGCUGAGGUAUGCGAGGUAAUUGCUGCAGUAUGCUCAGAGACAUCUUCUCCGAGUGCUAAUAAUUUCACCGUAUCAUCUAGAUUAAGUAACAACAGUGGAAAGCCUUCAAUGGAUGUGGCUGUCAGUGUCCUUAUUAAGCUUGUUAUUGACAUGUAUGUAUUGGACUCUGAGACCGCUGCUCCUCUCACUCUGUCCAUGCUUGAGGAAAUGCUUAGUUCUCCAAAAGCAGCUUGCAGAAUUCGUGCUUUUGAUUUGAUUCUGAAUCUUGGGGUCCAUGGUCAGUUACUGGAACCAAUGAUGGUAGAUGAUACUUCCACAAUUGAAGAAGAGUAUCAACAAGAACCAUUUGCUGAUAUUGAAGAGCAACUUGCUACACAGGGGAAUGGAAAGGCAACCUCUAUUAACAAGUUGGGAACUUCAUCAGCUAUUGAUAGCAUUGAAUCUUGGAUUUUAAGCAUUUUAUAUGAAGUACUUCUAUUUCUUGUCCAGACAGAGGAGAAGGAAGAAUCUGUCUGGGCAUCUGCUUUCAGUUGUUUACUUUAUUUUGUUUGCGAUAGAGGUAAAAUAUUGAGGAAUCGAAUAGAAGGUCUUGACAUAAGGGUCAUCAAGACACUUAUUGAGAUUAGCAGGAAGAAUUCUUGGGCUGAAUUAGUUCAUAGCAAUCUAAUUUGCAUGUUAACGAACAUGUUUUAUCAAGUGUCUGAUGGGCCUACUCUAGAUGUACCAAGCACCCGAGUCUUUCUCAUAGACCAGGUUGAUCUGAUUGGAGGAAUCGACUUUAUUUUCUAUGAGUAUUCACUUGCUGCCUUGAGAGAAGACAGGAGAAAUCUAUUUUUGGUUCUCUUUGACUAUGUGUUGCAUCAAAUAAAUGAAUCAUGCAUAGCUGCUGGAGUUUCUGAAUAUGCUGAUGAUGAGAUUCAACCUUUAUCAGCCUUGCUUUCUCUUGCUGAUGCACCUGAAGCUUUUUAUAUUUCUGUUAAACUUGGGGUGGAAGGAAUCGGAGAGCUUUUGAGAAGAUCCAUAUCUGCCGCAUUGUCAAGAUAUUCCAAUAAUGAGCGACUAAAUAUGCUCUUGGAAAAUAUAACAGAGAAAUUGGAUGCAAUAAUUGGUUCUUUUACUCAUUUGGACAAAGAAUUCACCCAUCUGAUGCAGAUAACAAAAUCUUGCAAGUCCUUGGAAAGCAUUGCAAGUGCAGGCCUAAGAAAUAGUGGAAUUGUAAAAGCAAAGCUUGCAUGGAUCACUUUGCAUUCUCUUCUUCAUUCGGAAAGAAUUGCUUACCGCCAGAAUGGAUAUACCUGGUUAGGAGAUUUGCUUAUUGCAGAAAUUAGUGAUGGAAGGGAUGCAAAUAUACUGUCAAAUAUAAAAGGCUUGCAGCAUCAAAUUGCUUGUGCUGGUGUUCAUGAUACUUCAGCUGCAUCUGAUGUCCCUUUGUCCAUUUGGCUUAUGUGUGGACUUCUGAAAUCCAAACAUUACCUCAUCAGAUGGGGCUUCCUAUUUGUCCUAGAGAGGCUACUAAUGCGAUGCAAAUUUUUGCUGGAUGAGAAUGAAAUGCAACAAGUAAACGGCAGCAAUGUUGGUCAAGAACAUACAGAUCACCGACUUAGGAAAGCAAAUGCAGUUAUAGACAUCAUGAGCAGUGCUUUGUCCUUGGUAACUCAAAUAACUGAAACAGAUCGUAUCAACAUCUUGAAGAUGUGUGACAUACUGUUCUCUCAGCUGUGCCUUAAAGUUUUUCCGUCAACUAUGAUACAAUACAGGGAGAAUACCCAACAGAGCAAAGCUUAUGGUGGCAUAGAUGAAAAUAAAAAAUUUGAUGGUCCUGAGCGUACCUCUCAGCUAGAGAACAGUCUGCAUGAUGGAUUUCUAGAUGAAACUGAUGGUAGAUCCAGCCACAGCAUUAAUGCGUCCGAUACUCGUGGGACAGUGUCAAUGGCUGCAAUGCUUCUCCAAGGGCAGGCCAUUGUUCCUAUGCAAUUGGUUGCACGUGUUCCUGCUGCAUUAUUCUAUUGGCCAUUGAUUCAGCUAGCUGGUGCAGCAACAGAUGAUAUUGCACUUGGAGUUGCGGUUGGAAGCAAAGGACGAGGAAACCUUCCUGGUGCUGCAUCAGAUAUUAGGGCCACUCUUCUUUUGCUUCUAGUUGGUAAAUGCACGGCAGAUCCUUCUGCUUUUCAAGAAGUUGGAGGAGAAGAAUUUUUUAGAGAACUUUUAGAUGAUACUGAUUCAAGGGUUGCAUAUUACUCUUCAGCGUUUCUUUUGAAGAGAAUGAUGACAGAAAAGCCUGAUGAGUACCAGCACAUGCUUCAGAAUCUUGUCUUCAAAGCACAGCAGAGCAAUAAUGAAAAGCUAUUGGAAAAUCCAUACCUUCAGAUGCGCGGAAUACUUCAGCUAUCAAAUGAUGGGCUAUAGUUUAGUGACCAAUGUGGAAAUGUGUUGCUCCUCAUCUUGGAGACAGUGUGUUGAUAUUCUAUGCUCUUGACACUUAUGACCUUUUGCCUGGCAACAUCUAACCAAGUUCUGAAGACCCCCAGCUGGAUUAUAUUUUUUUUUCUAGGCAAGCAUAGAGCAGGUAUUCUGAUCCAUGGAAGUACUUCAUCCAAUAAAAUUUAUUUAAGCAGAGUAUGGGCUCCCAGAUCAUCUCCUCUGAUAGAAAGAGAAAAAGGUGAUUAUACUAGUUCAAGUUGGAAAUUGAAUCAUUCUGGGAAACCAUAGUGCUUUAUAUCUUUGCUCCAUGAUGAGCUGUCUAUUCAAUUGUUUUGCCUUGACUGCUUGGCAAAUGACGAGCUUGAUGGUGCCCAUGUCAUGUACGUAUUUAACCAUUAAUUCAACCACUGGAGGUUUCUUCAUAUCAGUAAAAUUAGGCAUUAAUCCUGAAGGUUUGAAAUCUGGAGAAGGGUCACUUAAGCCAGAGUACAAUAUAUUCAGGAAACUUUUUGGAGUUACGGUAUUGAUUGGUUUGGCCAUCCUUCAUUUCUGCCUCAAUUUUUGCAGGUUCUGGGAUUCAACAUAGCUUCAGUAACUGUUGUGAUUUAUAUCUAAAGAGAUUUCUGGGGGAGAUGGCAAGAGAAUCCUUCUUUUUGUUUGUACAGAAUCAUGAUUCCUCUUGGCCUUUCAAUUUUUAACAUUCUGGAAAAUGACAUUAAUGCUGGCUUCCUUUUUAAACAGCCACCAUCACACAAUAAACCUGUGAAUUCUUUUUAAUUCACCAAGGUUUAUCAACUAUUGUGACAAAAACACACCUAGAAUUUUGUAUGUUUAGUCAGUAGGAAUGGUGCUAGAAGCUGGCUUUUGGUUAGCAAGGCUCUCCAAUUCUGGUUUUAGGGGAAUUGUGCAGAUGUCUAUAACUAAAGACAUCUUCAGAGUGCAGUUUAUAUGUUCUUUUGGAAUGUAUUCAUUAUUUAUUUAGACAUUGUAAAUAUGUAAUUUCUUGUAGCAAGUGCAAAUUUUGUAUAAUGUGUUGAGAUUUUAUUGUUUUUGACUUUUGAAUCUCUGAGCUGAUUUUGAAUAAAUAGAAAGUUUUGGUUCUCA